AUGUUUGACGAUGAGUUCCAGGGUGGCGAUGCCGGGGCCUCCCAUACAAUUCCGGUCCAAGCUGGAGCAAUUAAAAAGAAUUCCUUUGUCAUGUUAAAAGGCCAUCCAUGCAAAGUAGUAGAAUAUUCUACUUCAAAAACUGGGAAACAUGGACAUGCCAAGGCAAACAUUACAGGAAUUGAUAUUUUCACGGGUAAAAAAUACGAAGAUAUCUGUCCCACAUCACACAAUAUGGAUGUGCCAAAUGUAAAACGUACUGAAUUGCAGCUCAUUGGAGUUGAUGAUGGAUAUAGUACGUUGCUAUUACCUGAUGGCAGUAUUAAAAAUGACCUAAAAUUGCCAACCGACACUGAGGGCAAUCCAGAUGAUGUUGCCAAGCAGAUCCAGCAGAUGUUUGAUGAUCACAAGGAAAUUCUGGUCACGGUUUUGUCUGCUUGUGGACAGGAAAAGAUUAUAGCUUGCAAAGAGAUGGCAUAA
Babesia microti strain RI is the source of this 477-nucleotide messenger RNA. RefSeq names its product translation initiation factor eIF-5A. Bases 1 to 477 code for a protein of 158 amino acids. The record is from RefSeq and is a predicted model, not a curated record. NCBI's taxonomy places the organism in Eukaryota, Apicomplexa, Aconoidasida, Piroplasmida, Babesiidae. Gene Ontology annotation, biological process: positive regulation of translational termination; positive regulation of translational elongation. The transcript has a single exon. Gene Ontology annotation, molecular function: ribosome binding; RNA binding; translation elongation factor activity.